This is a messenger RNA of Helobdella robusta, 2376 nucleotides long. RefSeq lists its product as hypothetical. The record is from RefSeq and is a predicted model, not a curated record. Gene Ontology annotation, cellular component: cytosol. Gene Ontology annotation, molecular function: small GTPase binding; actin filament binding. NCBI's taxonomy places the organism in Eukaryota, Metazoa, Annelida, Clitellata, Rhynchobdellida, Glossiphoniidae. The transcript is spliced from 24 exons. Gene Ontology annotation, biological process: cortical actin cytoskeleton organization; regulation of cell shape; cell migration. Bases 1 to 2376 code for a protein of 791 amino acids.
AUGGAGUGCACAUCAACGCAGCUGCUUAGAAAUUUAGAAAUUUCUCUAAGGACUAAUCCUAUUGGUUGGGUGAGGUUAUUUCUGAGUGAACAGCACAAUGGGCUGGACAUUCUCGUUGAUUACCUGACCAUGACUCAAGAAUAUAUGAGAGUUACCAACUUCUCCUUCCGACGCUCGAUAAAAUCUCGCGUCCCCAAAUUUCACCACAACGGAUUUGCCAUGAAUGAUGUUCAUGUUUGCAUCAUGUGUCUCAGAGCCAUCAUGAACCAUCAAUACGGCUUCAAUUUGGUGUUUGGUCACGAGCAAGCCAUUAAUUCCAUCGCCCUCAGUCUUAAUCAUAAAAGUUACAGAACAAAGACACUUGUGUUGGAGCUACUUGCAGCCGUGUGUCUCGUUAGUGGGGGCCAUCAGAUGAUCCUAAGUGCCUUCGAUAACUUCAAAACUGUCUGUGGUGAGAUACAUAGAUUCCAGACUCUCAUGUACUACUUUCAACACUAUGAAGAGUUUCACAUUGAUUUCAUGGUAGCCUGUAUGCAGUUCAUUAACAUAAUUGUGCACUCUGUGGAGAAUAUGAACUUUAGGGUGCAUCUACAACACGAGUUCAGUCUGUUGGGUCUCGAUGAUUACUUGCAGAAACUACGUCACACGGAAAGUGAAAGACUGCCAAUCCAGGUCAAUGCCUACCUGGACAACACAAUUGAGGUGCAGACUUUGUUAGAUGAGUCCGAUCUGAAGACCGUCGCCCUAGAGAGGGUGUCUGAACUGCAGGAAGAAUUGACAGUACCAGGUGGUUUACCGACGUCAUCAUCGUCUCUUGCCUCAACGCCAACAACUCCAAAAUCUUUCGUUCCACCCAAAAGUCCAACGGCAUCAGCGUCAUCAUCAUUUGCACCUCCACCGAUGCCCCCUAUGCCCCCACCUCUACCCCCAUCUACGGUGCCCCUUCCUCCUCCUCUUGCACCCCCAUUCGGGGCUCCUCCUCCUCCUCCACCUAUGGGCUUGCCAGGAAUUACCAUUAAGAAAGCCAUCCAGCCGACCUACAGACUUCCAGUACUCAACUGGAUCUCCAUGAAACCCAACGAGGUCAAGGGCACCAUGUUCAACGACCUUGACGAUGAAAAACUAUACAAGGUCUUAGAUUUCAAAGAAUUUGAGGAUCUAUUCAAACUUGGAAACAUGGCGCUCCUGGACGUGGACAUGCCAGACACCGCGUCUGCAACCAUCAAGCCGAAGAAGAAACAGGAAAAAUUAUCGCUACUCGAAUCUAAUCGAUUGAGGAAUGUCGCCAUUACGAGAAGGAAGAUAGAAAUAAGGGAUGACGAAAUAGUAAAGGCAAUCAACACAAUUGACCUUCAGAAGUUGACCUUGGAGAGGGUAGAAAUUUUGAUAAGAGUGAUGCCGAACGAGCAGGAAACGAAACUGUUCAAGGAAUACGAGAAGGACAAGAAACCCCUGGACAUGCUGUCUGAUGAGGAUCGAUUCAUGAUUUAUUUAAUGAAAGUUGAGAGGUUGCCUCAGAAGCUGAUGAUAAUGAGUUUCAUUGGAAACUUCUUUGAUACGUUUCAUAUUUUACAACCGCAACUCCACGCAAUAUGUGAUGCGGCACUCUCCAUCAAGGAAUCUAAGAAAUUGAGAAAAUUAUUUGAGGUCAUACUUGCCUUUGGCAAUUAUAUGAAUAGCUGCAAGCGAGGCGCUGUUUAUGGUUUUCGAUUGCAGAGUCUAGACAUGCUGACAGAUACAAAGUCGAAUGAUAAGAAGAUAACUCUGCUUCAUUUCAUCGUGAAGAGUGUCAGGGAGAAGUUCCCCGACAUACUGACGUUCGACUGUGAGAUUAGGCACCUUGAGAAGGCAGCUCCAGUAUCCCUGGAAAACAUUCUUUCUGACAUUUCGGAGUUGGACAAGGGCAUGGAGCUGACCAGACGUGAGUACGAGCACAGGAAAGAUAGGGACGUUCCCAUCAUUUUAAAGGAUUUCGUUAGCAAUGCCGAUGACAAGAUUAAGAAACUGAAAAUUGAGGCUAAACAGGCUCAGGACAUAUACAGCCAGGUCGUAGAAUACUUCGGCGAAAAUGUCAAGACUCUCUCUCCUAGUACAUUCUUCAAUCUCUUCCUGAGGUUCAUCAAAGCGUUUAAGGUUGCCAGAUUUUCAUUCAUUCCUGAAGAAACAGUUGUUGGCGAGUUGAAGCAGAAGCAGCAGAGAAUUAGAGAAAAGAAAGUUUUAAACAGGGAUGAGAUUGGCCAUGGAACGCUAGAAGACAUUCUUACAAAUCUCAAGAGUGAACCUUACAGACGAGCGGACGCGGUGAGGAGAAGCAUGAGAAAAAAGAGCGACCUGAAGCCGGUCGUCAACGCUGCUGCCACCGCUGUCGUCCUCUGA